AUGCUCCUGGCAUCGAAUCAACAUUCUUGGCAAAUUCUCCUUAUCUCACCGGCGGCAACGCAACUACCAUGGUCCUAUAUAAUGCUUUACUCUCCAAGGAUAAACCGUGGUCUCGGUGAUAUAACACAAAGAAAGAAACAAACGAUGGUUAUCGACAUUGUUGAUGUCGUUUCCAUCAUCAUUAUCAACACCAAACUCUGUCCAACUAAACUUUCUAAGUCUCCUGGGAUUGCUCAUCAUCCCAACCAUGAUUGGUCCCCACUGAGAGACCCACGGUCUGUACCAAAGUUCAUCUCUUGUUCUUGA
This is a messenger RNA of Eruca vesicaria subsp. sativa (arugula), 306 nucleotides long. Lineage: Eukaryota; Viridiplantae; Streptophyta; Magnoliopsida; Brassicales; Brassicaceae. The record is from the annotation of a GenBank genome assembly.